AUGCGCAACAAAGUACCCCCAGGCUCGUCCUCUCCUCAUCCUCACGUGCAGGUGAAUAACUACGGCCGGAUUAACUCGCCCUGCGAUGAAAUCCGUGUAGCCAUGGCGAAGAACGCGAGCAAGGCGGGACGUUCUACCGCCGCCUCCAGUGCGAGCUCUGACGGGAACGACGGUGACGACGAACACGACGAAGACGCCGAGGAGAAUUGGCCGGAGAACGGCCACGACGACAGCACUUUGGGUGACGAAUUAGCUCCUGCCGACAUCGAGAAGGACGAGUGGUGGAAUUGGCCGGUCGGGAGCGAUGACGAAGUGGAAGAGUGGCGGGCUGGUGAUUUGGACAACGACGGAGGUGCCGAUGCUGAUGGUGACAACGCGGAGGCAGUGACGCAUGCACCGCACGCGACGGUGGAUGCGAAUGCGGAGGUUGACGACGAGGCGGAAGCAGAUGCCGAGGCAGUUGCGCUUGCGGAGGUGGCCGCCAUUGCGGAUGCGGAUGCUGUGGCGGAGGCGAACAAGGUUGCUGCUGAUGCUGUCUUAUUUGACGGUAAAGGCUCCGACGACGACCCGUGGAGCUUCAAGGACGGCGACGGCGUUCCGCUAAUGAAGCGGAGGCUGCGCCAUCGCCUACAAUCCAAGCCGAAGCGUGCCCGCGUGGUGCUCUCAGACGACGACAGUCCGAGGGAGGAGCGUCGCCCCAUACUCACCGCUGCAGAGAAGGGUAAAGCUAAGGUCGUGGAAGCCCCUGCUAAGGCUACUGUUCGUCGCCGCACAAGCAACAAGAAGCGGAAAACGGACGGCCAUCCUGGAUCCAGCAAGGGUGCUACUAAGAAGAAGGCGAAGAAGACACCAAAUCCGGACGACAUCGUUGUCAACGAGACUCUGGGCAGCGACAAAUAUUACGCAGAAGCGGUGGGGCCGAUUCCUUCAUUCCCUGAGAAGCCCACGCCGAAAGACCCCACCCUCAAUAAUCCCAACACCCGCCCACCUUCCCCUCGCAGCAAGGACACCACGAAGAAGCGACGCGGAUGGACUGUGCACGAGAAGCUGAAGUGGGCGCGCUGCUAUAAGGAGCUCGGCUCCUUGAAGAAGAUGAGCUUGGAAUCAACCGCAUCCAUUGCUUGCAUCAGACGGUGGAGAAUCGUGGUGCAAGCACAGGACAACGGGUGGAUGGACGAGAGCGCUGUGCAGACCUGGCUGGCUAAGGAGGUGCUGCCCCAUCUGAACCCCCAGCAUGGCCAGAACGCGAGGCGUGCGAUGCUGGUGUUGGACUCCUACCGCGGCCACAUAACCCUGACCAUGCUUCAGUCAUACCGCACGCACAGCAUCACCCCUGCAGUUAUCCCAGCGGGUUGUACGAGCCAGAUUCAACCCUUGGACGUCUCCAUCAACCGGUGCUCCAAGGCUGUCGUGCGAGCGCGCUACGCCAGGUUUUUCAUGCGUGAAGGGAUUAACCUGAAGACGAAGAAGGGGAACUUGCGGAGGCCUUCGCACCCCAUGGUGCUGCAGUGGAUCGUUGAGGCUUGGGAUCAAGUCCCCAAGCAGAUCAUCAUCGGCGCGUUCAGCCACUGUGGGAUAUCAAGCAAGCUGGACGGAACGGAGAACCACCUGGUGAUGUCUCACCUGCGCGCCAAGAGCACCACCGAUGUUACCAAGGACAUGACCCUCGGGGGGACCAUGGGCGACAACACGCGCCUGCUUGGCCAAGCUCCAGAGGAGGAGGAGGAGGAGGAGGAGGAGGAGGAGGAGGAGGAGGAGGAGGAGGAGGAGGAGGAGGAGGAGGAGGAGAAGGAGGAGGAGGAGGAGGAGGAGGAGGAGGAGAUGCAGGCGGAGGGCAUGAGGGAGGUGGCUCUGGCAACCGGCCUGGAGGUGCUGUACCAAGAGAACCCCAACUACCGCGAAGCGGCGGCUGAGGCUGACCGCAUGAUCGAGCCUAGGGAGACGGCCAGACUUGGGUGUAGAGCCUGUUGUUAG
Molecule: messenger RNA, 1974 nt
Organism: Closterium sp. NIES-65
Lineage: Eukaryota; Viridiplantae; Streptophyta; Zygnematophyceae; Desmidiales; Closteriaceae
Source: the annotation of a GenBank genome assembly